Hypomesus transpacificus is the source of this 7350-nucleotide messenger RNA. Its product is annotated as polycystic kidney disease 1 like 1. Gene Ontology annotation, biological process: detection of mechanical stimulus. Gene Ontology annotation, cellular component: membrane. The record is from RefSeq and is a predicted model, not a curated record. Gene Ontology annotation, molecular function: protein binding; calcium channel activity. Lineage: Eukaryota; Metazoa; Chordata; Actinopteri; Osmeriformes; Osmeridae.
AUGGAUGAUGUGGUUUAUUUUAUUUUUAUUAGGAUUUCUGACAGGGAAGACAGGGGUAACGUUGCAACUGUAACCCAGCAAAGGCGUCACCAGCCAGUCUUCAAGCCUGAUGUGGUGAGGAUUCACACGGAGAGAGAAGCGUAUCCCACGGACACGGUCGUCACGUUCCUGGCCCUGCCGUCGGAGGGCGGUCCUCGGGAGUUCCUGUGGAACUUUGGAGAUUCUCGCCCCAUCAGAACGACCUCGCCUACCGUCUCCAGGAUAUACCGCACACCUGGCAGGUACAUCGUGGUGGUGACGGCAAGCGACGGUGUGACCUCCGUGACCUCUGACCCUCUCCACCUGGUGGUCCAGACAGCCGUGCGUCCCAGCAGGCUGGAGCACCUGCCCUCGGUGGUCCAGAACCACAGCCUGGUCUUCAGCUGCAGGACCCGCACCGGCACCAACAUCACCUACAGCUGGAGCUUCGGGGACGGAGAGAGCAGGACGGGACAGAGCACGGAACAGCACACCUUCUACAGGACGGGAGUGUUUAGGGUGGAGGUGACCAUGUCCAACCUUGUCAGCUCCGCCUCCCUGCGGGGGGAGGUGUUCGUGGUGGUCCGGCCCUGCCAACCCCCGCCUGUGAAGAACAUGGGUCCUCUCAACACACAGGUGAGGAGGGAUCAGAAGUUGCGUCUGAGCGUGACGUUGGAGACGGAGGUGCAGUGUGACGUGUCCCGGGGUCUGGGGUACCACUGGACGGUGCGUGACCCCGGGGGGCUGGUGGUCCCCCUGCCAGGCGUGGACCCUCUCCGGCAGAGCCUGACCCUGCCCACACACACCCUGCUGUAUGGCACCUACAACGCCGUAGCCAGGGUGAGUGUUGUGGGCAGCGUGGUGUACAGUAACUACAGCGUGCGUGUGGAGGUGCUGCCCUCCCCCCCAGUGGCCUUCAUCCUGGGGGGCACCAACGUCUUUCUGGCCCGUGGGAACGUCAGUGCCUUGGCCCUGGACGGACACCGCUCCUACGACCCUGACCAGCCUGCUGGUGCUCUCAGCUACAACUGGAGCUGUAAGCCAAUCAGCUCCAUCGACAGCUCCUGUUUUGACCAACCGGUGGACACCUCCUUGCCCGUGCUGCUGUUGCCGGGCGGAGCUUUGAAGCAAAGCUUCGACCAGUUCCGGUUCACCCUCACGGUUAGCAGCGGGGAACGCUCUGCCUCCUCGGACACCUUCGUCACGGUAACACCACACCUGUCCAGGAGAGUGUGGAUGAACUGUUCCCUGUGUCAGGGAGACCGGCUGAACUGGGACCAGGCGCUGUCUGUCCGGGCGGGGUGUGAAGGCUGUGGCCUGGACCCUGUGCUUUACUCCUGGACCCUGUUCCUGGUCAACGCCACCAGUAAGGUGCAGAUAGACGUCCCUUUCUGCCAGGUUGUUGAUCUCAUUUUCCCGUCCACCAUCAUAUCGGACCCUCCGGUUCUCUCUCCUUCUUCAGACACCCCAGACUCCUCCUCUCAGCACUUUGGCCAGAGUGACAUCCUGGCAGAGUUCCAUCUGGGUUCCGACCUUCUGGAAGAUUCUAACUUUCCCUUCGCUGUCCUGGAGAGUUCAGAUUACGACGUUCCCUUCCUGGGUAUAGAGGAGGGAGAGUCAGCAUUAUCAGAAGGCAGACCCACAGGGGGGACCAGCGAGAGCUCAGGGCCGGGGGCGGAGCCAGGCCCCGGGCUGGGGGCGGAGCCAGGCCCCACCGGCCCAGGAUGGAGGGAGGAUGAGGGGAGCAACCUGGUGGAGGCUGGCCCCUCCCCCCUGGUCCCUCCCCCCACUCUGCUGGACCUGCCCAGAGAGCAGGUAGAGCCUGCUGUGUUCCAGUCCUACACCCACACAGGAACCUCUUCCCCCCAGCUCCUCCUGAAGCCCUACAGUCUGAAGGCAGGCAGCAGGUAUCUGCUGGAGGUGUCAGCCCACUCCCAGGAUGCAUUGCUUGGGCGGACUCAGCUGUUCCUGGGGACCAAUCCCGUGCCCUCGGGGCUGAGCUGUCAGGUUCAGCCCAGCACAGGGGUGGAGAUGGACACACCCUUCAGCAUCUUCUGCUCCUCCGGGAGAGAGGAUCUCCAGUAUGCAUACAGCUACAGUGUAGCUGACGGGCCCAGACACAGUCUUUAUGAGGGCCGGGACUUCCAGUUCUACUUCAGCCUUCCUGCUGGAGACCCUGGGGAUGGUUAUAAAGUUCACGUCCACACCAUGGUGAGGAGCAUGCUGGGAGCAGCAACCAGACCUUGCUCCGUCACCGUCAGAGUUCAGCCCCGCCUCUUCAGAAGCCCCGCCCACAACCCCGACCUCCACCUGUAUGAGUCAGGUGUGAGGAACCUGUCAGUGCUGGUGAUGCUGGGAGGACGUGUGGAGCUCCGUAACUAUGUGGUGCUGCUGUCCAGCGUCCUGACCCGCCUCAGCAGGGAUCCUGACGCCAACACACACACGCUCACACACACGCGCUCCGCGCUCAUCUCUGCUGUGUGUGAGCUGGAAAAUAGUGACCAGGAGUCUCUGAUGGAGAACAUCGACAUGCUGACAGAAUUGAUGCAGCUCCCUGAACAGGUGACGCUGGCCCGAGCCAGACAGGUGAUGAGUCACAUCCGGGUCAUCUCUCACAGCUGGGCUGAGCCCAGCCAGCCUGCUGCUUUCCUGCUGGACCAGAGGGCCAUUAACACUUUGGUGACCCUGCUCACCUACAGCCUGCAGGCCUCGGCCACUGGUGAUGAUGUCACGUCCAGCAGUACUGGAUCUGGCUCUGAGGAGCAAGCGGUUAGACUGACGUCAGACUGUCUGCAGACUGCUGCUGAACUACUGCUGAAGUACGUCCUCUCCAGCAGGCUUCAUGAUCACCAGCUCAGCACCAGACUGAUGGAUGUUCAGACCACUGUCCACCCUCACGGGCUCCAGCUCUCUGUCCUCAGUGACAGCUCAACCACCUUCCACCUGCCGGCCUCGCUGGGUGGGCGUCUGGACGGGGGGAGGGAGGGGGGGGUCUCUGAGGGGGGGGCCCUGGAUGGAGGCCCCCACUGUGUGUUGAGUCAGCUCACCACGUUCAGACACAACCCCUGGGCUACUGUACCUGCACAGCUGUCCGGGCCAGCUGAUCUGAGUUUCUACAGCUGUACCACCAGGAGGAAGAUAUCCACACGCCUCGUCUCUCAACCAAUCAACAUCCAGUUCCACAACACACCCAGCAACGUGUCUGGGACCAAGCACUCUCUCCUGAUUGGCCACAUCAACUACCACAGCUUCAACAUUACCCAGCAGCACCUUUGGCAGGCUGUCCGGGUGUCUGUGGAGUUCAGCCGGACAGAGAGCAGCACCUUCCCCGUCCUGCUCUUAGUCAGGUUGUUUGAGAGGCCCAGCCCCAGCCAGUACCAUCUUCACCAGACAUACAAGUGGGAAGGAACCAACACACACAUCAUUCUGCCCCCUUCCUAUCUGAACACUCUAGGGACAGGCUAUGUGGCACUCUUGAACGCAGACUACAGCAGGGGCCCCCGACAAGGCCCCCCAGGCAGCCAGGUGGACUACAAGCUGAGCCUGAGGGCCAGCCAGUGCUUGUCCUUGACCCCCCAGGGGCCCUGGACGCCCCAGGGCUGCACCACCCAGCUGGGGGCCCCUCACACCCCCGUCAACUGCAGCCCUGCCAGAGACCUGACUGUGGUGUGUGUGUUGGUGGUGUGCGUGUGUGUGUACGCUGUGCUUCUGCUUGUGUGUGGAAGGACAUGCUGUGAGGACGAACAGGAAGUUGUCGUGCUGUGGGACAACCCCUCGUCUGACCGCCAGCUCUACGCUGUGACGGUUCACACCGGACUCUGCUCCUCACGAGAGAUGUCUGCCAGGGUUUAUAUAGUACUGUAUGGGGACGAAGGGGCCUCGCUGACCAGAGAACUACAUGACCCACAGUGCACUCUGUUCAAACCCAACUCCAGGAAUACAUUCAUACUGAGUACGGCAGAGGCUCUGGGGCUGCUAUGGGGGGUGUACCUGUGGCAUGAUGACUCUGGCUCCGCCCCCAGCUGGUACCUGUCCCAGGUGGAGGUCUGUGAGGUGGUGGAGGGGUGGGCUGGUGGGCGGAGCUGGGUGUUCCCAGCCCAGUGCUGGUUGGCUGGAGACCAGGGUGAUGGACAGGUGGAGAGGCGACUGAAGGUGUGCACCCAGGGGCUAGGAUUCACCACGUUGCUGUGUCUGAAGUUAUCGGAGUACCUGAGUGACUUCCACUUGUGGGUGUGUGUGUUCACCCGGCCGACCCCCAGCGUGUUCUCACCCUCGCAGCGUGUGAGUGUGUGUAUACUGCAGCUGCUGGGCCACGUGUGUGUCACCACGCUGCUCGUGUCACCCCAGGACGACCUGUACACACUAGAGCUGGGGCUUGUCGACAUGUCCACGGAUUCCCUUGUGACGGGGAUGAUGAGCGUGCUGGCAGUGUUGCCCGUGGUAACAGCGGUGUCCUUCCUGUUCCGGAGUCGUGAGGUCAGACAGGAGGGGUCAGAGGUCAUCGAGGACGUGAGCAGAUCUCCGGACAAUAACGGAGUUGAAGGUGUUGAAGUUCAGGAGGAACUUCCUCCAGGCCCUCCAGAGGGCCCCCCAGAGGGCAGUCCUGGCUGGAGCAGGGUGUGUGAGGGUCCAGGCAGCUCCCAGCUCAACAGACCAGGAAGGCUGAGGGCCUCUCCCUGCUGCUUCCACUCCCUGGCGUGGGCCCUCUGCCUGCUGCUGGCCGUGGCCUACGUGGGGGUCAGCGCUGCUCUGGGGGUCAGGUUCAGCAGCAGUAAGGUUCUUCUGUGGAGUCACUCCCUGUUCUGUGCUCUGCUGCUCUGCUCCGCCCUGGUCCAGCCUGGUCUGAUCUUCAUCGUAGCUGCAGGAGUCUCCUUCUGGUACAGGAACAGACCCGAUUACCUCACUCCUUUCCGGUACAGGAAGAGACCUGAUGACCUCACUUCCAUCCAGUACAUGAAGAGACCUGAUGACCUCUCUUCUUUCGGCAUCUCCAACGUGGAAGUGCUGGCGGCCCGUCAGAGAGCUCGGUUCCUGCGUCUGGUGCGGCCUCCGACCCCAAAAGAGCUUAGGAGGAGAGGACGGCGGAGGAAGAGGGACACACUCAUACAGAACACACUCCGGGAGGUUUGUGUGUGGGCCUCCAUGCUGCUGCUCCUGCUCUGCAUCGCGUCCGGAAGGUUCUCCAGAGACCAGAACCGCCUCAACACAGCCAUCAGGACACACUUCACCAGGGGUUCGUCUCAUCCACUCUUAUCGGUCAGAACCCCAGAGGACUGGUGGAACUGGUCCCAGACCAGCCUGCUGGAUGGAUUAUACUGGGACAACACGGCCUCUGCCUCUGGAGCGGCUGGGCUGUUGCAGGGAUCGUGCGUCCUGAUUGGACGGCCCGUCUUGACGAAGAUCACAGCGUCGCACUCCGCCUAUUGCCAGUGGCCCUCCAUGAUGGCUGGCCUGCUUCCUGGCUGCCUACCUGGCAACCGCAACAGAGGAGCCAAAUGGCCAGCUCACAGCCCCACUCCAGUAUUCCCUCCUGUGAUUGGUCCUCCUCUCUGCGGCCGUCAUGGCUGCCAGAUUAGCCUCGGCCGCAAAAGGGUGGGGGCUGAGGCCAGGCUGGAAGCUCUGAGGUCGGACGGCUGGGUGGAUGGAGGUACGGUGGCUCUGGAGGUCCAGUUCACCCUGUACAGCCCCGGGCCGUCCCUCGUCACCAGUGUGAGCCUGCGGGCUAGGAGGGGCCCCCAGGGGGCGCUGGUGCCCUCGCUCCACACCCAGUCCUCCAGACUCCUCCACUCUCCCACAGCGUGGGACUACGUCCUCAUGGGUUGCCAGCCCUUCCAGCUGGUCUUCCUCCUCCUCUCUCUGCUGCAGCUCUACCUUCAGAUCUGCUCUAUCUGGAAGAAAGGCAUGCUGGGAUACUGGAGGGUCCCCUGGAACUGGCUGGAGGUGGGAAAAUCCAAACACACACAAUAUACAUAUAUACAGUAUGUACAUGUAUUACGUGAAUAUAUACACACACAUAUCCUAGAAUGCCAUCACCAGGUUCAACAGUAUCAGGCAUGUUUGACCUUGUUGUUUGUCCUACUCGGUCACUGUAACCCUAUACUGGCAGGUAGAGAUAUGUGUGUGUGUGAUCAGGCUGUGUCCCUCUGUCCCCAGGUCAGUAUAAUCCUGACAGCUGUAAUGUUCUCUGGUCACCACGCCUGUCUGACCAGCCACUCCCUGGAGGUCACCCACCUGCUGCUGGGACAUGACCGCAAACACGUCAACCUCAGCUCUCUGUCCUGCUGGGAGCAGCAAAGCCGCAGCCUUCAGGGUCUGCUCCUCUUCUUCCUCACGAUGAAGAGCAUGUUUGUGUUCAGACGGACCCGAGUGAUGAUGACCUCCGUGUCUCUGCUCUCAGACACCUUCUCCUGCCUGCUUUGGCCCACGGUGAACACACAACGACCUUUCACCUUUGCCCUCUGUGACCCUGUGCCAGGCAUAAUGUCAAGUAGCCAUGUCUCAGCCACCAGGAACAAUGAGAACUUCUCAACCCUAACAUCACCUCACAAUACAGCUUUCUGUCUGUGUCAGAUCUCUGGGGCUGUCCUGUUGGUGGCGCUGUUCAGCAUGAGCAACCUUCUGCCCUCCCUCCUCCACACCCCCACCACGCCCUGCCAAGGGGCCCUGUGGCUGGCUGUCUUUCUGGCCUGGUCUGCAAUGGUCACUGGCCUGGUCUCCUCAUUGGUCAGAGCUGCCAGGACGUCCAAUAGGAGAAGGAGUCCUCUGGCGCUGUCCGAGGUCACGGCCUACCUCUGGGAGAGAGCGUCCGUGCUGAUUGGCCGACGCAGGAAGCGGUGCACAGAUGGCCACACCCAGAGAAAAAGCUACUACCUGGAAGAGUUUGAGAGUUUGGUGGAUGAGCUGCUGUUUCGACUGAAUGCCUUCUCCAACAGCCUUCACCACACCCUGCCCCUGAAGAACUACAGAGGGGACAGUGCCUCUCUCCCCUCCUCCCUCCCCUCUAGUCCCCCCACCCAGGGCUCACAGGUAGCUGCAUUCCCAUCCAAGCUGCUGGCAGAGACCCCUGGGAGCUGGAGGGGAGCUGGAGGGAGAUCCGGCCAGGACGUGUGGGAGGUCAUCACGCCUCACACCUGGGGAGAGACUGAUUGGAUGGAGAAUCCGACUGUGUAUUGGGAGAACCAGCCCAGCCACGGCUCAGCCUCCAGCCUGGCUGCCUGGAGCCCCAGGACACGGCACCAAGCUGGUGUAGAGGCACCCAGACAGGUCCAUACGGUGGUGGAGGUCCUGGUCCACAGUGGGGAGAGGAGACCCCAACACAGCCAGGAACAGUGA